Messenger RNA from Hemicordylus capensis (graceful crag lizard), 1032 nucleotides. It is a transcript of the gene AVPI1, whose product is annotated as arginine vasopressin induced 1. The transcript is spliced from 3 exons. The record is from RefSeq and is a predicted model, not a curated record. NCBI's taxonomy places the organism in Eukaryota, Metazoa, Chordata, Lepidosauria, Squamata, Cordylidae. Bases 263 to 745 code for a protein of 160 amino acids.
CGGAUUUAGAACACGGGAGUUAAGAAGGAGGGGAAGCUGAUUGGCAGAGGUGCAUGUUGUCUGUUCUGCUCAAUGGACAGUCUCCUCUAUGCGAGCCUGUGGAUGACGGAAAUCGGCUUGGGAAGAGGCGGCUAGCCAAAGCCCUAAACAGAGCCCACCCUGGAGGAUCUUCAGGAGUCUUCGGGCGACCCGUGUCUCCAAGAUCGACAGCGGUUGCCAGGUCUAACCACCUCCAGCCAGGGAGUGGAGAGACCCCAGCAUCAUGGGCACUCCAGCCUCCAUUGUCUGUGACAUGCCCCUGCAUCAGACCCCCAAGUCCUGCGUGCGUAAGAGAGCAUCUGCCAACAUCUUUCAAGGGGUGGGGUUGCUGCAGCUGCACCGUCUCUUCCACAGCAGCGGGGAUGCACAAGCAGAGGAGCGGGCUCAGCUGGUCUGGGACUGUGCAGGGAACCAGUGCAUUGCUCAAGCCUUGCAACAGCUCCACAGAAAGCAGAGAAGACGGAGGCUGCACUCUAACUUGAGGCCCCCUUCAGAAAGCAGUGGCCCCAAACUCCUAGAGCUACAGCACUUCAGCGGCCUACGGAUUGAAGAUUGUGCUACAUCUUGUGCUGAUACUGAUGGUGGGGGCAGCAGCAGCAAGAAGAGAGAGGCAGCUGGUCCAACGUGCCAGUACCCGUCGUCCCACUGCAGACAGAAGAAAUGGGGCAAGGGCCCUGCAGGCUACCUGCACCAGCUCCAUCGCUAAGCAACUGAAACUGUCUCCAGCCAAUAGUUGUGGUUAAAUGUCACCAUACAGGGCAGUGAGACUGAGGGGGCCCUACUGGCACCCACACAUCCAGCCCUGCUAUUUAUUAUGCACCUGUCCAAAUCUUUGCACAAAUGUAGUUCUGGCUGAAAUUGGCACUACUUUUUCAACCGUGUGGGACUUGUUCUGGUUGCUCAGAUUUGACCACAUCUUGCUACAUCAAAGCACAAACACUAAACAUACUGAAUGUACUUAGUCAUAUUUAAUAAAAGCUUGUGUGUACUCUG